Molecule: messenger RNA, 1345 nt
Organism: Sinocyclocheilus anshuiensis
Lineage: Eukaryota; Metazoa; Chordata; Actinopteri; Cypriniformes; Cyprinidae
Gene: plac8.2
Product: placenta associated 8, tandem duplicate 2
Exons: 4
Coding region: 32-346 (104 amino acids)
Source: RefSeq, a predicted model, not a curated record
UUCUGACUCAACGAAAAAGAAGGCAAAUAUCAUGGAAGUCACAUCUCAGCCGGCUGCUUUUGAACCCACAGACUUUCACACGGGCUUGAUGAGCUGCUGUGAAGACACAAGCGUAUGUUGUUAUGGCUGUUUCUGUCUCCCUUGUUUGGGCUGUUCUAUUGCCAGUGAGAUGAAUGAGUGCUGCUUAUGCGGUUUAGGCAUGCCGAUCCGAAGUGUUUACAGAACUAAAUACAACAUACCAGGAUCCCUGUGUAAUGACUUUUGGGCCGGUUACUUCUGCAUGCCUUGUGCAGCCUGCCAGUUGAAGAGAGACAUUGACAUUAGGAAGCGUACUGGAGAAUUCUAAGGAAAAGCUAUCUUACAAGGAACAAAAGCCCUGAACAUAAUUAUUCUGUGUGUGUUUUAAAGGCAACAGGGACAAUGCUAUCUAGCAGCCAAUCUAUAGUACACUACCAUCUAGACAAUGAAUUAUUGCCCUUUGGAACUCAAUAAAAAUCUGUUAUAUAUGCAAAUACUUUAAACUAAUCAACCUUAUGACUUCAUGAAAGUACAGGCGACAUCGGAUUGAUAACAGUUUGUGUACCACAGACAUCAUGUUACUCAAAAUGGGCGUUGCUCAAUGUCAUGCUUCCAGAUUCAUUUUAUAAUAGAGGUCCAAUAGUGAAGAAAUCACACUGAUUAUAUGAUCAGAUUAUGCCAUGUUGGUUGUGUUGUGAAGCUAUGUGUGCCUGUAAGUUAAGAGUCCGUCUUUAGGAGAAUAUAGUUUCACUUUGUAUUAUUUUAUUAUUAAUUUGUAUCAUUUGCAACAUGUUCUUUUAAUACAGUUAGAUUUACUGUAAUGUAUAUUCUUAGUUACAUCCACAUACAUGUUUUGUAGUCACUAAAUUAUAAGAAAGAGCAUUUAAUUUUAAAUAUGUAGUUGAUGUUAUUGUCAUACAUUAGACAACAAGAUCUGUAAAUGUCUUACUAUAAUAAAGUUACUCAAGGUGUUUCAUAAAGCCUUCCAAUGUAACACAUAAAAUACAGAAAUAAAGAAAAGAAUAGCAUCUUGUCUUUUUGAAGACAUGAUUUAGCAUGAGCUGCAUUUCUCCAUGCUAGGAAAACAUUGGCCCGGGGCAAUAUUCUCCAUAUUGCAAAGUUCAGACAUCUAAUCUCAAGUCUUCUAAACUCUUCUAAAAAGUCUACAGCACGUGGCACUGUGCCACCUUUGAUGACAUGAGUUUGAACAUAACACAUUUUCUUGUACAGUUUCACAAAACAUUACCACAGAUUCAUUGUCAUCUCACAUUUCCUGUCUGACAACUGAAGGAACAAAGUCUGAUUGUAUGAAUCACAGCAUCAUAAU